This is a messenger RNA of Miscanthus lutarioriparius, 528 nucleotides long. The record is from the annotation of a GenBank genome assembly. NCBI's taxonomy places the organism in Eukaryota, Viridiplantae, Streptophyta, Magnoliopsida, Poales, Poaceae.
AUGGCGAGCGUCAAGGGCGGGGACUCGGCCAAGGCGAAGGCGGCGGGUCGAGGUGGGCCGGGGAUGCCGGUGGCGGAGGUGGAGCAGGUGUUCCGGCGCUACGACGCCAACGGCGACGGCAAGAUCUCGGCGGAGGAGCUGGCGUCCGUGCUGCGGGCGCUGGGCGCGCCGCCGGCGCCCGGGGAGGUGCGGCGCAUGAUGGACGAGAUGGACUCCGACCGCGACGGCUUCGUGGACCUCGCCGAGUUCGUCGCCUUCCACUGCAGCAACGGGGAGGAGGAGGAGGGGGAGGGCAGGGAGGACGCCACCGAGGCCGAGCUGCGGGAGGCGUUCCGCAUGUACGACGCCGACCGCAACGGGCUGAUCUCCGCGCGGGAGCUCCACCGCGUCCUGCGCCAGCUCGGGGACAAGUGCUCCGUCGCAGACUGCUCCCGGAUGAUCCGCUCCGUCGACGCAGACGGCGACGGCAGUGUCAACUUCGACGAGUUCAAGAAGAUGAUGGGCGCCGGCGCUGGAGGCAGGCGCUAG